This is a messenger RNA of Brassica rapa (field mustard), 2597 nucleotides long. RefSeq names its product probable glucan endo-1,3-beta-glucosidase BG4. Gene Ontology annotation, biological process: carbohydrate metabolic process. The record is from RefSeq and is a predicted model, not a curated record. Gene Ontology annotation, molecular function: hydrolase activity, hydrolyzing O-glycosyl compounds. Lineage: Eukaryota; Viridiplantae; Streptophyta; Magnoliopsida; Brassicales; Brassicaceae.
GUUCCUAUGCUGUUUUUGGAUUCUUGAUUUGAUGGCAUAUUUGCACAGCACAUUAUUAUAUACGUUUGCUGAAAAAGAAAAAGAAAAACUGUUUUACAUGUAGUAAUGUGUUUCGGACAAGCUUGUGUGCCAUGCUACUAAUAAAACUUUUGGAUCUUUUUGGAGAAAACCAUGAUAUCUUACUCUCUGGUUUGAUAGUGACAUGGCAGCUACUGUUUAACAAAUCAUAUGUUCUCGCUAAAUUUUUAGCCAUUCAUGCAAUCCCCGUGGAGGAAACUCCACACAAAGCAAAGUUGAGUCAAACAAAACGCAUCCAAAGCAUGAGUCAAACUAAAAUGAAGUAUACAAAGGCAAGACUUCAGAGAAAAUUGUUAUAAAAAUAUAUUUAUUGAAAUUCUGUUAAAAAUUAUUAUAAAUUGAUACAAAGAAUGAAAUAAACUAUAAAACAUUAAGUUUAUUAAAUAUACCUUUAAACAACUGGCGGUUUAGAUUAUAAUAAUAUACUAAAUAUAUAUAAUUUCGUAUAGUAAAUAUUAUUAUUAUUCACAAUGAUAAAAUAAUAUGCUAAUUAUUAUAAUUAAGACUAAUAAAAAUAUUAUUAUUAUAAUAAUAUUGUAAUUGUUUAGACAAUUUAGAAUGUAAUUGUCAAACGGUCUUAUAUGACCUAGCAUCUAGCGCCGCUCACCUAAAAUGCUUUCUUGAACACUGUUAAUAGUAAUGGAAUCUCGGCAUCAUCCAAGGCGAAGUGUUCUUCUUAGCUGGGACAGUCAUUCUCUUCACAUAAUAUGAAAAGUUAUCUUUUAAUAUUGAUACAUCGGUAGUCGAAUUCAUCUAUUUAAGUUUAAUCUGUUGUUUCUUAUAAACAUCCAAUCAAUAAUAUACAUGAAAACAACAACUAAUUAUGUAUUCAAUCUCAUGUACUUUUUAGAUAUUCUUUUCUAGGUAACAAAAUCUCAACUAUAUUUUAUUUCGGUUUCAAAUGGUAUAGUAAGAUUCAGUCAAUCCAAAAAAACAUAGCUAGUUAGCAAAGGAACCACCAAAUUUGUAGUAAAGACGGAUAAGAUCAAAACGAAAACAUAAAUAAAAGAGUGCUGUCAUUAUAUUGAUACCAAUAAAAUUGGAAUAGAUCUAUUAGUUAUCAAAUUAAGCAUUCAAGUUCAUGUAAAGUUUAGAUAUUAUCUUCUAAGCAGGUAAUAGAAUCACAACCUGAUUUUAUUUCAAUUUCAUAUGGAAUAGUAAGAUUCUUUUUUUUUGGGUAAAAGGGAAUAGUAAGAUUCAGUCAAUCCAAAAACCAUACCUAGUUAGUAAGAAAAACAUCAAAUUUGUAAUCUUUUUGAUACCAAAAAAAUGGAAUAUGUUGAUCAGCAUAUACUCCAACAAAGCAAUCAAUAAAGAAUUUUUUUUUUCAGACACAUAUUUUGCAUAGAAAAGUUUUCAUCAUGCACUACUCUCAUAAAAAGCUGUUCUUGUUCUUCCUCUCGUGCAUUGUGCUAAUUUUCAACUACAACAGUAGUGGCUUCGUAACCGCAACAAGUCAACUUGGCUUGAAUUACGGUCUCCUCGGCGAUAAUCUCCCGCCCCCCUCUGAUGUCAUCAACCUUUUCAAGUCCAUAGGCAUUACUAAAAUCCGAAUCUUUGACCCGAACACUGAGGUUCUUGAUGCCUUACGCGGCAACAAAGAUAUUGGAGUCACGGUAGGUGUCAAGGACCAGGACUUGGCUGCUCUUGCGGCCGGUGAAGAAGCUGUUAACAGCUGGUUCGCAACAAACAUUGAGCCUUACUUAGCCGACGUCAACAUCACUUUCAUUACAGUCGGCAACGAAGUCAUCCCUGGACCGAUGGGUCCACAGGUGCUUCCCGCUGUGCAGUCUCUCACCAACCUUGUCAAGUCCAAGAGUCUUCCUAUCUCUGUCACCACUGUUGUGGCUAUGUCCAGCCUCGGACAGUCGUAUCCACCUUCCGCGGGAAUGUUCACGGCUCAGGCGCGUGAACAACUCACCCCGGUGCUUAACUUUUUGUCUCAAACAAGUACGCCAAUCUUCGUCAACAUCUACCCGUACUUUGCUUACGCGUCGGACCCGGUGAACAUUCAUCUCGACUAUGCCAUUUCCACAAGCGAGGCCGUCGUGGUCCAGGAUGGACCACUGGGCUAUUCAAACUUGUUUGAUGCAAUGUUCGAUGCGUUCGCGUGGGCAAUGGAGAAGGAAGGCGUGAAAGAUUUACCAAUGGUGGUGUCUGAGACAGGAUGGCCGUCAGCCGGGAACGGGGACUUAACGACGCCUGACAUCGCGGCGACCUACAACGGAAAUUUCCUUCAGCAUGUAGUAAGCGGCAAGGGGACACCUAAGAGGCCUAACAGUGCUAUCCAAGGGUUUAUAUUCGCAACGUUCAAUGAAAACCAGAAGCCCGCUGGGACUGAACAAAACUUUGGAUUAUACAAUCCUGUUGAUAUGAAACCCAUCUAUAAGCUAUUUUGAGUGUGAGUUUCUUUUAGGACUUUCACAAUCUUAUGAAUACAUACAGUAGUGCUAUUAGUUGUUUGUUGUUAUUCAAAUAAAGUAAUAAGAUUCAACAAUGCACAUCAUAUUAUAUUACUA